AAUACGCAAAAUCCCUGGGUUCGCCUUAUAAAACGGAACGCACUGGCCUCAAAGCCUCACAUUCAGUUCACGUUCGAAGGAGUGAGCGCAACGCUUACUCUCUCAUUCGAUAAAAUAUCGAUUCAGUACGAGUCUGUGUAAAGUCAGUGUCUUCUAUAGGUUGGGGCCCGGAAAUAUUUUCUACCUACUCUGGUUUUAGUUUGGAGAAACAUCGGCAGCACACUUUACAAUAAGAUUGUGUAUGUUGUAUAAGGAUUUUUUAUGAGAAAACUAAAAAAUUAAUUUUUGAAGAAGAAUUAAUUGGGUGGUGUACUUUUUUCUUUUUUUAAUAAUAAAAGGUAUAGAAUGGGAACAUCAAGUCAAUUAAAGUCGACAUUAAACCUUUAAUAACGAAAAAAAAAGCUAUUUAAUAACGAAGAAAAUCUCAGGAUUAUCUGGCCUUAAGCUUAAACGAGUAAUAAAUAAAGAAAAAUCGGACCAAGUCCCAAAAAACUUACCCUAACUUAUUACAAAAAAGUGAUCAAAUUUUCCUUUUUUCUUUCUAACGGAACCAAAAAAAGGUACCGGUCAUUGAUGAUCUGGUACGAAUCACCGUCACCAUUGAAGAUCUCCUCAUCGUCUUGCCCGAGAUUAUCACGUGAUCCCAGAUUAAGAUUACAGGGUUGGUCCAAAAGGUGGAUGCAACAACCAUUUAGUUAAAUCAAAAAGAAUUUAUAUUAAAAAAAAUAAAUAUAAAAAUCUCGGUAGCUAUUUUUACAGUAUUACAACAGAGGAGAGAUUAAAACUUAGCUUUAAAUACUUUAAAACAAGUUUUUUUUGUUGGCUGUGAAUAAGAAUCAAAUAAAAAAUAAUCAAAAAAGUUAAAAGAAAUGGGGGAUAAGGAUCUUAAGAACGUUUCUGAGCCGCUGAUUGAAAAAAAAUCGAAAGGGAUCAUCACUACGACCGAAAAUGAAACUUUAAAAGUUAAAAAUGGAAAUUCAAGUCCAAAAAAUGGCACUUUAAUUCCAGCGGAAGUCCAUUUUAUGGACGAAGAAUCUGCGGGUUCAUCAAAAUUAUCUUUAUCCGAUGACGAUGAAACUGAAAGCCGAAUUGUUACAAGGAGUGGGCCUAAUAUUCCCGAUGGUGGGUGGGGUUGGAUGGUGGUCUUGUCAUCUUUAUUACUUUCGAUGAUUGCUGAUGGAAUAAGUUUUUCGUUUGGUCUCCUUUACAUCGAGUUUUUAUACGAAUAUGGCGAAUCAAAAUCGGUUACGUCAUGGAUUGGGAGUCUUUUCUUAGCGGUUCCUUUAUUAACAGGCCCAAUAAUGAGUGCUUUAGUCGAUCGUUAUGGUUGUCGUUUGAUGACCAUCGUUGGAGGAUUAAUCUCGGGAUUAGGAUUCGUAUUGAGUUCUUUUUGUAGAACGAUAACUGGUCAAUACAUAACAUUUGGUGUAAUCGCAGGAUUGGGUUUGGGCUUAAUUUAUGUAACAGCCGUCGUUUCAAUUGCUUAUUGGUUCGAUAAGAAACGAAAUCUAGCAAUUGGGUUAGGAGCGUGUGGAACGGGAUUUGGCACGUUCGUUUAUGCCCCGAUGACUGAACAUUUUUUGUAUUCUUACGGUUGGAGAGGAACCGUUUUGUUAUUAGCAGGGACGUUUUUUAACAUGUGCAUUUGCGGCGCUUUAAUGCGCGAUCCCGAUUGGUUAAUCGAAGAAAACAAACUCACAAAAUCCAGCAAGAAAUCAUCAACAUCCACAACAUCCGUAUCCGGGCGAAGCUUAGCCGACGAUUUCCCCGACAUCGAAGAACUCAGAGAGUUAUUAAAAAGCGGCAAAAACACCGAAUAUCUUUUACAAAGUUUAGCCGCAACCGUCGAUGAAAACAAAGACGAAGAAAACUUAAAAAACGUUUUGCACCGAUCCGAUUUGAGCCUGCCAACGUUCGUUAAACAAAACGAAAAAGUUCCGUUGGAAGUUCUUCAACAUUUGGCGGCGAACAAAAAGUUUUACAACGUCAUCUUGGAGAAUUACCCAAGUUUGUUGUUUUCAAGAAGCAUCUCAGAUCACCGAUUAAAUAAAAUCAAGGAGACCAACGAUACCACGAUGAACAGGGUCCCGGUGACUUUAUCGAUGAAAUUAAAGAAAGCUAAAGAUACAAAUUGCGAAAAAAAGCUUGUUCAUCAACAUUCGAUGCCGAAUAAUAACAAAGAAUCAAUGACGAGGCAAAGAAAAACUUCCCUGGAACAUAUCCCCACAACAAAACCAAUAACAAGAUCCGACUCGGUUUCCUGGUUCAUGAAACAACUCGGGAUGAACACUCAUCAUCAUUUUAAGAACAUUAAGUUACACAGAAACUCAGUUAUGCAUCGUGGCGCGAUGUUAAACAUCCAUAAAUAUCGAUUAAGAGCUUCGAGUUGCCCGAAUAUUUAUAGGAAUUCAAUGAUAACGUUGGCUCCUGAAGAAGAAGAGAAAUGGUAUGAUGAAUUCGUUGGUUUAUUAAAAGACAUGGUAGAUUUUUCUUUGUUGACCGAAUUUCAUUUCUUAUUGAUGGCGUUAUCUACGAUUUUAUUGUUUACAUGGUUUAUCGUUCCUUAUUUCUAUUUGCCGGAAUUGAUGUCGGCCAAAGGGUAUUCCAAGUCAGAAAUAUCGACUGUUAUUUCAGCAAUCGGAUUAACAAACGGAAUUGGAAUGAUUGUAUUGGGUUGGGCAGGUGAUCAACCAUGGACAAGUGUAACAAAAACUUACGGAGUUUGUUUAAUUCUUUGCGGAUUUUGCAUUGCGGGGAUGUACCUUUUCAUACAAAUCAAAUACGCUUUAUACACCGUCUCAAUACUUUUCGGUUGGUUCUUUGCGAGCAGUUUUUCAUUUACACCGAUGAUCACGGCCGAUUUGGUACCAUUAGAUCGGUUUACAAUCGGUUACGGAUUAAUUUUAUUAUGUCAAGGUAUCGGUAAUUUGAUCGGACCACCAAUUGCUGGCCUUUUCUUCGACUUGACGAAAUCUUGGGCCCAAACGUUCAUACAAUCCGGUUUUUGGAUAAUAAUUUCUGGCAUUUUAAUCCUGAUAAUUCCGAUGACAACUAAUAAAAGACUCGUUGGGAAUAAACCUUUAGAAAUGGAAGCGAGCGAAAAGGGUAGCAUUGUUUAAUUUUUUUUUAAUUAAUCAGUAUCGCAAGAAACCGAGUUGUAUUAGAGAACUAUGUACUUACUUUCAAACCAAUCAGCACAUUUCUGUACUUAUCUCCCGUUUUUACUUAAAAAAAGGAAAUAUAUAAUCGCAUAUACUUAAUGUACCUACUUAGAAAUGGAGAAGAAAGGAAAAUGUUGUGUUCGUUUUAAAGUUUUUUUUUUUUUUUAGUUUUUGUUGCAUCGAUUUUUUUUUUUGAGUAGAUGGUUCUUACAAAGAAUAUUUAUUGUCGUGGUGUGCGUACAUUCCGGGAUUUGAAAGAAUACGGUUUCGUACUUAACGCAAAAUGCAAUAUUUAUAUCUACAUGACAAUGUUUUUAAUAAAAAAAUUAUUGUCGGUUGUUAAAGUAUUUUUAUAUGCAAUGAAAAAAUCUUUUUUGCGCGAGGUUGUGUUCCAGUGUAGCAUAUGUGUCAAUUUCAUCUCUUUAAUAUGCAUAUUUAAUAAAAUAGUACUUACAUACAAAAA
Onthophagus taurus is the source of this 3624-nucleotide messenger RNA. RefSeq names its product monocarboxylate transporter 14. Lineage: Eukaryota; Metazoa; Arthropoda; Insecta; Coleoptera; Scarabaeidae. Gene Ontology annotation, molecular function: monocarboxylic acid transmembrane transporter activity. Gene Ontology annotation, biological process: monocarboxylic acid transport; transmembrane transport. The record is from RefSeq and is a predicted model, not a curated record.